AUGAGGCCACCAAAGAUUUCUUUGGUUGCCGUCUUGUCGGUAUUCCUGCUACUCUCUUGCCUUCUUGGCAGCGCGGCUGGAUCUGUUAGUCAACAGCGCCCAGAUCGUUACCAGGUCGUGCGCGGCAACCGCCUCAUUCAGGCUCGCCAGCCAGAUGGAGAGCCUACUGAUGGCUAUGGCCCCCCUCCCCCAUACUAUUACACGGGAGAACCUGCUGUUCCUACUGAGAUGACCUCCUAUUCUACCUCUGAGAAAACCACAGCGACGGAUAUUGACACUGGAUCCUCUGAGGCGAGUGUGACCUCUGGGUUGCACGUAUCUUCUGGAAACUUCACUGUUUCCCUCGGGAUUUCCUCUGCCACUUUGUCUACUGUGUUCGAUACCAACACCGCUGUGCCGUCUGCUGCUUCGAGUGUCAAGGCUGGCAGCACAACCAGCUCCGAGGCCCUGACAGCCGUUGGUACCACAGCUUCUGAAUCAUCUCAUGUGACUGCAACUUCUGGUAACGAGGCAUCUACCAUCUGGAACAAUAGCACUUCCGCUUCCAUGGCUGGAACUACCUCAUUAGAGACGGAACUCUCUUCCACGAGUGCUUUGACUGUCACAGUUUCCAGUCUCUUGACCCAGACAGAGACAACCUCAGACGAUAUCUCUCUCACGGAUAUUGCCUCGAGUCUCGAAGUGUCAGGCACCACCAAUGCGACAGCUAAAACUUCCUCUACUGCCGAGGCCGAGUCGCUCUCGGAAUUCUUUUCAUCGACGUCGCUCGGGGAAAGCUCGCAAGUGACUGCCUUGACCAUGACUACAACAAGGUUUUUCAAUGCCACUGUGACAGUCACAGACGUAGCAGAAUCCACCGGACUAACACUGUCGUCCACUACCUACCUCACAUCGAUCAAUGGUUCGUUGACUGCCGCUACCUCGUCUGGGUUUGUAACAGACAUCUCAUCGCAAACUUCCACAGUUUUGACAACAGUUACAAUCUCAGAAGAGAAUCCCACUUCGGCCAGUGCAGCUUCUGGUUCGGCCACGACAAGCGCAACACAAGAUGGCCUAACUGGGAUCUCAGGUUCCGAGACCACGCAAAAGAUAUCUUCUGUCGCCAGUAGGUUCCUGAAUGGAACUGUCAGUGUUACUACUACUACAACUUAUGUGACUUCGACUCUCGACACUGGUUUCUCAACCCAGUCUGGCGGCUCUUCUGUUGUUACCUCCGAUGGGCUGUCAGGUGUUGGUACUGGAGAGUCUUCGCAGACUGUCGUUUCAACGUCACUUACUGGUGUUACGAACGAAGGAUCGACCACGAUCACAUUCGCAUCGUCUGAUACAGAGUCUUCUACUUCCUUCGUGUUCACCUCUACACUGAACGGAAGUCUUGGUGUUUCCGAGUCAGAUGCCACGACAGUCCCCAUUCAAACAUCAUCAGACACCUUGGUUGCAUCUAGCGCCCUGCCAGUCAACGCGACGUCGAACGCAGUCGACAACUCGCUUACGACUGCAACCGCCUCAGAAACUUCGGUCAUCACUAUCAUUCCUGGCGGUGUUUCUCCACCGGGGAAUGCUACAGGUGUGGCCAGUGGCUCUGCCUCGACAGACUAUUCUACAUCUACUGCUUCGCUUUUCAACUCUUCUAUGACCCGCAUGGAAAUUUCAUCUUCCCAAGAGACGAGCUCGUUGUUCGAUUGGCCUACUUCGACAUUAGUCGAGCCACAUCAUUCCCUGCCUACUGUGGGCUUUCCCCCAAUCUCAUUCACGAGCUUUUCGUUUUCGAUCAUUACCACUCCCAUGACUCCACCCACCGUGGCAACUGGUUCAGCAUCACCACCUUUUGACAACGUCACAGUGAUCAGGUCUACUUGGACUUCAACCAUCGCGACUAGCCUCGAGCCAACAGGUUUGACAUCCUCUGCCAAGCUUACGGCGGCUCACAGCAGCGGUUACAACUUUUCCAAGACUGUCGAGUCCGACAUGAGCUCAGUUGGGUCUUUGUCUACACCUGCCAGCAAUCUAACAGGCAUAAGCACUUCCAUCAUUACCUGGCGGCCUACCAAUGUGCCCUUCCCGACCAACACGUCAAUUGAAUGGAAGCCAACGGUGUCUUCGACGAUACUGACUGAUUCUGCCAAGAUCACCAACUCUCAAGACCCGCAAACUUCGUUGUCCGCAGCUGGUUCAGGCUUGAGUACGACUGCUCCGUACAUCAACUCAACUUUGACCGCGGGUUCCGCAACGUACACUCCACCAUUUGGUAACUUGACUUCUUCCAGGCUGACUUUCACUACGUACCGCUCAUGGAAUGCUACCAAUUCCGCACAAGGGCCUGCCAAUUCCACUGUUCAAACAGUCAUGUCGAGUACCCAGAUCAAGUCAAGUAUGAGUACUGCCACUUACAGCUUGAACGGAACGGUGACUGUUACGCCUCCUUUCCCAACUACAAAUCAUGUUACACUCACUACUAUAUCCGGCAGUGUCUAUACCAAGACAUACACUGAUAUCUUGGUAACAAUAAUCACCCCUACAGAUCCUAAGUUUUGGUCGACUAGUAUCAUUUCCUCGUCCUUGAACAGCACACCCCCUUUUCCUUUUCCAUCAAAUGCGACAUUGACGGGUACCGGUAUUCCACUUCCACCAAUAGGCACAUGGACUCAUCCCACUGUCAUCAGCACUCCAGGAGCCUUCUCCACGCCUUACAAGGAAUCAACAUCGACAAGUGAACAGAAGUAUCAUACAUCAAACGUGACUCGGCACUGGAGUGUACCUGGAUCCUCGGGAUCUGCUUCGGGUACAAGCGCACCCCUGUUCCCCAGCUCUAACUCGACUGCCACGGCUACUAUUACCUUCUCGUCUAUCGUUUCAUGGACUCCUGACCCGGAACCUUGGACAACUUGGUCGACUUGGGAGUUUACACGAAAAACAGGCGCUCCAACAUUCGGUUUGCCACGAGUGACUGACCGCAACCGAAGCAGUGAGACUUCAGAGUCAACUUCGUACACUCAAACUACAACGUUGUUUAUUACUACCACUCUGUCUGAGCCAACUACGUCACGUUUCGUUACUGGUAAUCUCAGCAGCAAGGCUUCAGAUUCAACUUCUUAUACUCGUACCACAACACUGGUCCUCACUACUACUUUGGCAGAUCCAAGCACAACUCUGUCUAAGUUCCAGAACUCGACUGACGAGACUUCACCGUCUAUCUCCUACACCAGUACCACGACUUUGUUUCGCACUACCACUUUGGGGGAACCAAGUACCUCUCGUUUGUCUAAUGCCGCAGUCACUCCGACUACCUCAACGUGGAUGAACACAACCUUGGUAUCUGUGCAUUCUUCAGAGACGCCAACCUCCUGGUCCGAAGUAUCUGGUACCUUUCUUACUACUGGUAGCGCGAAGGGAAUAGCGACUUCCGCUGACAACUCUGCCUUGACACCCUUCCCUGUGACUAACUCGACACUCUCGCGAGUGACAUCUUUGGCGAUUGAUACUCUGACGACCACAUACACUUCGGAUCGUCAAGCAGGUGAAACUACUCCCUGCAAAUCUUCGUCUACAACCUCAUCGACUUGCACGGAGUCACUUGACUAUCCUCCAUAUGGGUUAUCAUCAGCGGGCUCGACCACAGACGAUUGCUCGACUGCACACUCGAUGGCAAGCUACGACACGGCGCAUUGGUCGAACAUGACCGAAACGUUCGUCGCAAAAGACACAAGCACCCAUGGAUCGCUCACGACAUUCAAGACGGUGACCACCGUCCGGGCAGAGGAGUCCCAUUCGGUAUGGGAUGACUACCCUCCCCCUACCGACAGAGUGACUCCGUCAGAGGUGGUGCCCGCGGACCCCAACUUUCCAUGGGGAAACGGCUCCCCAAUUCACCGUCAUCAGAACAUGACCGACGUGGGUAUCGGUCUUGAUGGCGGAGGUGUGAGCAAGAGGAGCGACUGGCGACGUCGAUGGGAGAACGUCAAGGAUAAGAUCAACAGUUUGUGGCAUGGGCAGGCUUUGGAGAGUGAAGAUUAG
Molecule: messenger RNA, 4014 nt
Organism: Fusarium pseudograminearum CS3096
Lineage: Eukaryota; Fungi; Ascomycota; Sordariomycetes; Hypocreales; Nectriaceae
Exons: 3
Coding region: 1-4014 (1337 amino acids)
Source: RefSeq, a predicted model, not a curated record